CCUCGCUCUGGUCCCUGCGGCUGGCGGCCGAGCCUUGUGCCUCCGCCAUAUUGUCUGUGUGAGGCCGGCGGGGCGGCGGGCAGCGCGGCGGCCGCGCCAGCUGGAAAAAUCAGAGCCUGAUCCAAGGCCUUUGCCUUGUGUCCAGCUUUGAGAUUGGAGGCUACCAGAAAUCAAAGCACCUGAGAGAGCUCCACCUGCCAACCUGUCUGACAUGUCGGGACCCGUGCCAAGCAGGGCCAGAGUUUACACUGAUGUAAACACACACAGACCCCGGGAAUACUGGGACUAUGAGUCGCAUGUUGUCGAAUGGGGAAAUCAAGAUGACUAUCAGCUAGUUCGGAAAUUAGGCCGAGGCAAAUACAGCGAAGUGUUUGAAGCCAUCAACAUCACAAAUAAUGAAAAAGUAGUCGUUAAAAUCCUCAAGCCUGUAAAAAAGAAGAAAAUCAAGCGUGAAAUCAAGAUCUUGGAAAACUUGCGAGGUGGUCCCAAUAUCAUCACCCUUGCAGACAUAGUAAAAGACCCUGUGUCCCGGACCCCUGCUUUGGUUUUUGAACACGUAAACAACACAGACUUUAAGCAAUUAUACCAGACGUUAACAGACUAUGACAUUAGAUUCUACAUGUAUGAGAUUUUGAAGGCCCUGGAUUACUGUCAUAGCAUGGGGAUCAUGCACAGAGAUGUCAAGCCUCACAAUGUCAUGAUUGACCAUGAGCACAGAAAGCUCAGGCUAAUAGACUGGGGUUUGGCUGAAUUCUAUCAUCCUGGUCAGGAGUACAAUGUCAGAGUGGCUUCCCGGUAUUUCAAAGGACCUGAACUCCUUGUAGAUUAUCAGAUGUAUGAUUACAGUCUGGAUAUGUGGAGCUUGGGUUGUAUGCUGGCUAGUAUGAUCUUCCGAAAGGAGCCAUUUUUCCAUGGCCAUGACAACUACGAUCAGUUGGUGAGGAUAGCCAAGGUGCUGGGGACAGAAGACCUGUAUGACUACAUCGACAAAUACAACAUUGAGCUGGAUCCUCGUUUCAAUGACAUCUUGGGCAGGCAUUCCCGUAAGCGAUGGGAGCGCUUUGUUCACAGUGAGAAUCAGCACUUGGUGAGCCCAGAAGCUCUGGAUUUCUUAGACAAGCUGCUGCGGUAUGACCACCAGUCACGACUGACAGCUAGAGAAGCCAUGGAACACCCUUACUUCUAUCCCAUCGUGAAGGACCAGGCUCGGAUGGGCUCGUCCAGCAUGCCGGGAGGCAGCACUCCUGUCAGCAGUGCCAGUAUGAUGUCAGGGAUCUCUUCAGUGCCAACACCUUCGCCCCUUGGACCCUUAGCAGGCUCGCCAGUGAUUUCUGCCACCAACACCCUGGGGAUGCCAGUUCCAGCUGCCGCAGGAGCUCAGCAGUAGUGAUGGUUUUUUGUCUCCUGAUGCCUGAGUUGAGUCAGGUGGGGAAGAGGUUUUCCCCUCCACCUCUCCCCAGGACGCAGCUCGCGCCUGGCCGGGGAAGAGGAGGGGUUGGACCGCUUCGGAGGCACUGUGUCUGAACAGUUGCUUGUGGAUUUAUAGUAGUUCAGUCAUUAUAUAAAAAAAAUUAUUAUAGGCUGUUUUUUUUUCUUUUUUUUUUUUUUACUUGAACUUUUCGUAACUCAGGGGAAUCCCUGAAAAUACCUGAAGAAGGAAUAUUUCUCGGACAGUUUUUUUUUUGUUUUUGUUUUUUGUUUUUUUUGUUGGGUUUUUUUUUUCCACCCCCCACCCCAGACUCCUCCUCAUCGAGAAUAAAGAUGAAUCAGCUGCGUUUCCAGGCCGUUGCAUCCUGCUGGAAAUCUCUUCUCUUCAUAGUCCCACCAUUAUUCCUCCACCAGCCUACACCAUGGGGGGAUUGUCCUGUGCUUUUCUCCGGAGGCUACCAAGCCAAGUUUUGACAAGGCCGGGGGAGGUGGGUUUCUUAAAGUACCGAUCACUUUAACACCAUAUUCUACAUAUGACUCAACUGGGGUACGUUGAGGAGACAACUUCAGUUCGUAGCAAUGGUCAAAGUGUAUAAGUGCAGAUAAGGCUUCAAACCCUAUUCUGUCCCGUGUGAAUUAUGUCUCCCUAGGAGCUAACCAGAAUGCCAACUCACUCCCUUGCAUGUAAUUUUAGUCUUAAGCAUAACGUUACGGAUCCAGUGGAAGUCCUUGCCAUCUCCCAGUAAAGGUGCUCUAGAAGGGGGAAGCUGUACCCUCCUCUGUACCUUCCCCCCCACAUAGGGUUCUUCCUGCCAGCUGCUUGGCUUGGAAGUCUAGCAUUUAUUUGUUACUGGGUAUAUUGUUUUUAAAUGGCUUAUGCAGAUUUCAGGCUGGUGGCUAGUUAAAGAGCUGGAAAGAUCAGACUGCACCAAGUCAGAUACUGUCUUCACCCACCACCCUCUCCCUCACGUGCCAUGUGGUGAGAAUACCGGUUACCUCAGUCUUGUAAAUAUGCACUGAGAGGAAGGAGCGAGCAGACUCUAACUUAAACUGAAAUGGUAGACCUGUAAUUGUGGACAGAUAUUACCGUUAACAAGUAACAGGAAAAAACAAAACAAAAAGGCACCCUUGUUCCAGCCCUGCUACCCCUUGCUGUGUAUAUAUACUUGUCCUUCAUUGUGAAAGAGCCAGUGUUGGAAUUCUUUGGUGUAAAUAAACAUUUGGUUUUAUUUAUCAA
Molecule: messenger RNA, 2665 nt
Organism: Alligator mississippiensis (American alligator)
Lineage: Eukaryota; Metazoa; Chordata; Crocodylia; Alligatoridae
Gene: CSNK2A1
Product: casein kinase 2 alpha 1
Exons: 13
Coding region: 212-1387 (391 amino acids)
Biological process (GO): protein phosphorylation
Cellular component (GO): nucleus; protein kinase CK2 complex; cytosol
Molecular function (GO): protein serine/threonine kinase activity; ATP binding
Source: RefSeq, a predicted model, not a curated record